This is a messenger RNA of Scleropages formosus (Asian bonytongue), 1852 nucleotides long. RefSeq names its product carbonic anhydrase 9-like. The record is from RefSeq and is a predicted model, not a curated record. The transcript has 14 exons. Gene Ontology annotation, molecular function: zinc ion binding; carbonate dehydratase activity. Gene Ontology annotation, cellular component: plasma membrane. NCBI's taxonomy places the organism in Eukaryota, Metazoa, Chordata, Actinopteri, Osteoglossiformes, Osteoglossidae. The coding region runs from base 1 to 1686 and encodes 561 amino acids.
AUGCUGGCUGAGGUUUGGGUGAAAACUCCAUCUCAGUGGGAGCACAUUUGUGAUUCCAAAUGCAAAGGAACCAGGCAGUCGCCAGUCAAUAUCGACACUGAUAAAGCAAUAUUUGAUUCAAGUCUCACAAACUUCACCUUCAGCAACUUCUCAUAUCCACACAGCAUAAGUCACCUUGUAAACACUGGACACACAGUAAAAUGUGUGUUGGAGAACAACGUUGUGACGGUGAAAGGGGGUGGUCUCAGGUACGAGUAUGCUUCCACUGAGCUGCACUUCCAUUGGGGCAACACAACAUAUCCAGGCUCUGAACAUUCAGUCAACCAAAACAGGCACCUGAUGGAGAUGCACCUUGUAAGCCUAAGGAAAGGACUGACGGUACAAAACGCAGUGGAGGAUCCUGAAGGAAUUGCAGUCCUUGGAUUCUUUAUUGAUGGCACCAGUGACAAAGAAACACCAGAAGCAUGGAAGAAUCUGACGUCACACCUUGUGAAAAUAACAAAUAUAAGCACUAACAUCACCAUGAAUCGCGUUGUGUCUAUCAGCGAUUUGCUGAAUGGUGUGAAUCUUAGCAAGUUCUAUCGCUACAAUGGGUCCUUAACCACCCCUACAUGUGAUGAAGCCGUAGUGUGGACAGUGUUUCAAGAGCCGAUCAGUGUCAGCAAAGAUCUGAUAGAUCAGUUUCCGGAAACUAUGAACUACCAGAACAUCUAUCGACCCCAACAAGAUCUCAAUGGGCGGAAAGUGUUAUCUUCCUUCGUAACCAAUAGUAAUUCAGGUCAUUCAUGGUGCUACAAUGGCUGUGAACUGACCGUCUCCCACUGGGACACACUGCACGGUUCUUAUUGUGGAGGCAAAGAGCAAUCGCCCGUCGACAUCCACACCAGCGAUGUGAUCCCUGACGCAGAUCUUAAACAUUUCAACUUCAUCAACUUCAGUAACCCACAUGCCAUCGCCGCCCUUGAAAACACGGGGCACACAGUGGGCUGUGUGCUGGUGAAGAACAAUGUAGAGAUCAGUGGAGGUGGCCUGAAGGACCAGUACUCCACCGUCCAGGUCCACUUCCACUGGGGAAACGUCUCGGACUCCUCGCUCGGCUCUGAGCACUCUGUCAACUCCAAGAGGUAUCCGAUGGAGAUGCACAUUGUUAAUGUCAAGAAAGGCCUCACAAUGGAUGAAGCAAAGAUACAGCCAAAUGGACUUGCUGUGCUUGGCUUCUUCAUAGAGUCAGUAGAUGAACAAGUGCAACACAAGAGUCACAGGGAAACUUCCUCAUAUCAGGUGAUGAAUACUGAAGAAAAAAAUUGCUGGAAGACUCUGACCUCAUACUUUAAAAAAAUACAGAAGAAAGGAAGCACAGUUGAGCUGAAUGAAUCAAUUUCACUGGAUGACUUGAUUGGAAAUGUGGACCGUUCCCAGUAUUACCGUUACUCUGGGUCCCUGACUACUCCCAGCUGCAAUGAGGGUGUAAUAUGGACUAUAUUUAAACAACCAAUCAAAGUGAACAAGAACUUAGUGAAGAUGUUCCCGACCCAGAUGGGCUACAUCAAUAUCUUCCGGCCCCAACAGCCGCUCAGCCACCGCAAUGUCUACACCAGUUUGGCUCCAACUCACAGCAGACCCCUUGGAUUCUCACUGUUCAUGGCCCUGCUGCUGGUCCUCUGCGGGGUGAACGUCCUUCAGUGAAGAGCAAGGAACAUCUUAAAGAUGGGGAUGAGAGAUGUUAGAAGGGCUGAGGAACAAAACUGAGGGAUUCUACUAAGUGCAGGUGGAUAAUAAGAAGGACAGAAGUGGUAGGGAGAAACAUAUUAAAAAGAAAAUUACCAUGUACCAGGGGAGAUGCGCUGCACUA